UCCUUAUUCCACACUCAUUCAUCAGUCAUCAGAAAAGCCUUGAUUGAUAAGAACUCACCUCUCUGUCUCUCUCUGCAAUUUCUUUCUUCACUUAAUUUUUUACUAUCUUUCUAGGCUUUAGCUUCUUUUUUUAAGAACAGUGAAAUUUCGUAGCCAUGAGCAGUGACCAACAAUAAUUCUCAUUUAUGAAAGAAAGAAACAGACACAGUGUAGACAUUGAAGUUAACAUUUAAACAUAGUAUAAUAAUGGGCAGGGAAGAGAGCUGGAGCUCAUCAUUAUCCUCAUCAUCGUCAUCAGUGCAGUCUCCAAUGGUGACACCGUUCUUGAAUUUAGAAAGAGACGAUCAUUGGAGGCAUUUUGAUAACUCAGCUAAUGCUGUUUCUUUUGGGUUCGUUGCUACUGCUAUUCUUAUCUCUAUGUUUCUUGUUAUGGCCAUUUUUGAACGGUUUCUCCGCCCAAGAUCAUCUUCUUCCUCUUCCUCUGCUACUGCACAUGCUACUGAUCUUGAAGCACCUGCUGUUUUUCAUUCCAAACUCCAUUACCCAUCUCCCAAGAUGACAGUGUAUGCAAAAGGAGUAUCAGUGUUGAUGCCAGGCGAGAACGUUCCUACUUUCCUUGCACACCCGGCUCCUGCACCUUGCCCUCCCGAGCCUAUCAUUAAGUCAUUUCAUCACCAUAGUCCCUGCUUCAGUUUCACCAGGCCCUCAACUUCAAGCUAAAAACCUAACUCAAGACGCCAGAUUAAGACCACUAACUACACCAACUGAUUUUUCAUUUCCCAAAAAACUCCCAAUUUGUAGUCUGAGCACCACUAAUUGGAUUCAAGACAAGAUGAACCCAUUGCUGUCCUCAAGCACAUAUGUGAUGUACAUAACUAGGAAGCGUAUUCAUCGCUCGCCGGUUCUACAUUUGUCUCAAUUGGAUUUCCUUUGGUAUCUAAUGCGAUUGUCUCUUAUGCAGAGAUUAUCAAGGGUUAUUAGAAUGUAAAAUUUGAGAAAUUUCAAUUGAAUUAUGCAUAGAGAAUGUAUGGGAAUGAGAUUAUGCAA
This is a messenger RNA of Mercurialis annua (annual mercury), 1047 nucleotides long. RefSeq lists its product as uncharacterized. Lineage: Eukaryota; Viridiplantae; Streptophyta; Magnoliopsida; Malpighiales; Euphorbiaceae. Bases 247 to 720 code for a protein of 157 amino acids. The transcript is spliced from 2 exons. The record is from RefSeq and is a predicted model, not a curated record.